Messenger RNA from Somion occarium, 627 nucleotides. NCBI's taxonomy places the organism in Eukaryota, Fungi, Basidiomycota, Agaricomycetes, Polyporales, Cerrenaceae. The record is from the annotation of a GenBank genome assembly.
AAGUUCUAUGUAGGCUCCAAUCCCGAGCUCCCGUACCCUGCCGCCAACAGAGUCAAACACAUACGACGCGAGAUGACGCGACGUCGAAACCGAAGAGCGUCGCCCGCAACGGAGGAAUUCACGAUAUAUGAUUUCUUCGCGCCAUACCCCGAAUUUGACUAUGACGCGUCUAAACCCGUCAUGCCCGAAUUCGAGAGGUUGUGCGCAGUUCGUAGCUGGGGUCCUAAGAAACGUCGAAAAGUAUACCAUCGACUGCAGGACGGCUUGAGCUUGUGUGAGGAGGUCAGGAUCAGUCCCAUCCCAUCGAGCAUCAAACAGUGUCGAAAGGCACUCGCCCGCGUCCACGUCAAUCUCUAUGACCUCAUCGAUGCUCGAAGACUCGGCAAGAGGGUCAAAGUCUUUCGGUCUCUUCCCGAGAUGCGGAACUAUACCUUACAGACGGGGAGGAUCUUCCCCAAAGACAGAGCGAAAGCAGGAGGCGUUUUGCGGGCUUUGCUCAGAGAGAUCUUCUGAGACACGGAAAUAGUAUGCAUUGCAGGUGGGCUCCCAAUUGGAUGAUCUGACGUAUGCGCAUCUAUACAUCUGUUGGCAGUGUGAUAUAUAGUGUAGUAAAUAUCUGGUAUGUCC